AUGGCGUCGUCGGGCGGGGACGCGCCCCAACUCCCCGUGUUAACAAAUGUUUCUAAUGCUGCAAGUGCACCUGAAGAAAAUACACCUGCUGGUGACAGCAACACCAGUUCAGAAAGUGCCCAGGAUCUAUUGAGUUCUUUUCGAGAACAAGAGUCAAAUGAUGCUAGUGAUAACAUAGAAAAGAAAGAACCUGGCAUUUCAAAAUGCAAAUCAGUGGAAGAAAUACCAAGAACAGUGACUGUAAAGAGGUGCAAGAACAUUGAUUCAAAGAAAGUCUUCUCGAAUAACAAUAAUAAUUCAAGCUUUACUGGUAGUCAUACUCAGAAAAAGCAGCCAAGAAAGGGUGAUCAUCUUGUUCAACCAUCUGAAAAUGGAAUAUCUCAAGACACAAAGCCUCCUACCACAAGGAUAUGCAUAAAUUCAGCCUGCAAAGCUGUCAUGAACUCAGAUGAUGAAUUUUGUAAGAGGUGUUCGUGCUGUAUUUGUCAUGUUUUUGAUGAUAACAAAGAUCCUAGCCUUUGGCUGGUCUGCUCAUCAGAGACUGGUGAUAGGGAUUGCUGUGGGUUAUCCUGCCAUAUUGAGUGUGCACUCCAGAACCGGAAGGCAGGAUGCAUAGAACUUGGACAAUCUAUACAGCUUGAUGGUAACUACUGUUGUGCUGCAUGCGGCAAGGUUAUUGGAAUACUUGGGUUCUGGAAGAGGCAGCUGGUAGUUGCUAAAGAUGCUCGUAGAGUUGAUAUUCUCUGUUCACGCAUAUAUCUGAGUCAUAGACUUCUGGAUGGCACGACUCGUUUUAAAGAUCUGCAUCAGAUUGUAGAGGAUGCAAAAGCAAUGCUGGAAACUGAAGUUGGCCCCCUUGAUGGUACAUCGUCCAGGAUGGCCCGUGGCAUUGUUGGCCGGCUGCCUGUUGCUGCUGAUGUGCAGAAACUUUGCUCUUUAGCAAUUGAAAAGGCAGAUGAGUGGCUGAGGUCAAACAGUCCAUCUGAAACAAAACAAAUUGAUACACUUCCUGCUGCCUGCAGGUUCAAAAUUGAAGAUAUUACAGCUUCAUCGGUUGUGUUGGUUCUUAAGGAAGCUGUUUCCUCGCAGUACCAUGCCAUCAAUGGCUAUAAACUCUGGUACUGGAAUAGCAGAGAACCGCCAUACACAGGGGAGCCUGCUGUUUUCCCCAAAGACCAAAGAAGGAUACUGAUAUCUAAUCUGCAGCCCUGCACACAGUAUUCCUUCCGUAUUAUUUCAUUUACUGAGGAUGGUGAACUGGGCCAUUCUGAACACAAGAUCUUUACCAAGAGUGUGGAGAUCAUUCGUAAGAACAAAGAGAAUGGAGCAGAAGGUUGGUCAUCUUCUGCCAAGAGAGCUGGUAAGAGUCAAAAUGGUAUGUCGUCAGGCUUCCAGGUGCGCCAGCUGGGUAAUGUCUUGCGGAAGGCUGAUGAGAAUGGUUACCCCAGUGCAUUGUGUAAAGAUGAGAUUGAAGAUUCAUGCGACCUGAGUGAUUCUGUGAUACUAGAAAAGGACCAGGUUCCAUGCUGUGCGUCCCGCAAGAUCGAUCUUAAUGAGACCUCAGUCCCAGACCUAAAUGCAGAGGUAGUCAUGCCAACAGAAUGCUGCCGGGAUGAGAACGGAUGCAGCUCAGGAAAGAAUACACUGACAAAGUCGAAUGGUUGUGGCGACUCUGAGACUUUUGCCGAGGGGCAUGUAGGGGAGGCCCCGGUCAUGGAAUCCCAAUCACAGAGUCGCAAACAGACAUCUGACCUGGAGCAGGAAACUUGUGCCAAUGACAGCAACUUGGCAGCCGCCUCAGCUAGGCUCUUCUCCCGUAGGUUAGGCCAGUUGGAUGACAACUAUGAGUACUGUGUGAAGGUUAUACGAUGGCUGGAAUGUUCUGGACACAUUGAAAAGGAUUUCAGGAUGAAAUUCCUAACCUGGUUCAGCUUGAGAUCAACAGAGCAGGAGCGUAGAGUUGUGAUCACCUUCAUCCGCACCCUCCUUGACGAUCCCAGCAGUUUGGCCGGCCAGCUUCUGGAUUCAUUCCAGGAAAUUGUUGCUAGUAAGAAGCCAAGAACUGGUUUCUGUACUAAGCUUUGGCACUAACCAGAUUGACAAAAAAAAAACUCAAAACUGCUACCGAUAAUACUCUAAUACUCUUACAAUAGGGAGUAACUGGGGUCAUAGUGUCAUGCUAUUUUACCUUCUGAUAUAUUUGUAUGUAGUUAGUUUGAUGGUGCUGUGCUUGGAUAUUUGCCAUGACUACAUAAUAUAUUGAUGAAUGUAGCAAUGAAAGCUCUUAUCAAGCUAACGGGGUUCGGUAUUUUUUGCGAUA
Messenger RNA from Setaria italica (foxtail millet), 2320 nucleotides. RefSeq names its product VIN3-like protein 1. Bases 1 to 2091 code for a protein of 696 amino acids. The record is from RefSeq and is a predicted model, not a curated record. Gene Ontology annotation, molecular function: protein binding. NCBI's taxonomy places the organism in Eukaryota, Viridiplantae, Streptophyta, Magnoliopsida, Poales, Poaceae. Gene Ontology annotation, biological process: epigenetic regulation of gene expression; vernalization response. The transcript has 4 exons.